AUGUCAGCAAGAAAGUCUGACAAACCUAAGAAACUUCUCACUACUGUGAAUUCAUCAGGGUACCCAUAUCCUGGACGAAGCUCGUCAAGUAAGAGGGAUCCAGUCUACGACACGGCCAACACCGUCCUCGACGUGGUGGCGAAUAUAGCCGAGGGAUCAGAUAUACUCGCUCCUCUAAAGGCAGCUUGUCGAACAACAAAAGCCAUCCUCGAAACCAUCCAGGGAAUAGAGAACAACCAAGAGGAAUGGACCGACCUAGUGCGACGGCUCAAGGAAUACAUGUCAGCACUCGAGAAACAGAUCGCCAUCUUCGAGUCCUAUCCUCAAGAAGAUCGAGCUGUCGACAAGGCAUUCAGGCAACCACUCAUCCACUAUGUGAAAUAUUUGGAAGGCAUCCACGACAUGGCUAUUGAAUUGAACCAGAAACGUAACCGCAAGCUCGGCUUUUUGAAAGCAUUUAGCAAAGUCAAAGUUGAUGCAGAACAGAUACGGAAACUCAAUCGAGAUAUGGAGGAUCAGCAUAGCCAGUUCAUGGAAGCGCUGGCUCUUUUUACUGGGAUGCAUGUUCAAGCCAUCAAACGGACAGUCAACGCAUCUACAAUACUUCAGCUGCCUACUAUAACGUUUGUCGCAUCCUCAGUCCACAACACCUGUCUCGAUGGAACGCGCAAGGAUGUCCUUCAGAUGAUCUGGGACUGGGCCGACAGAGACUCGUCGGAGAAGCCGAUAUUCUGGCUUUGCGACAUUGCCGGCUCUGGGAAAUCAACAGUAGCCAUGUCUACAGUGGAGAACUGGCGAAGGAAAGGAGCGCUUGGUGGCGCAUUCUUCUUCUCCAUGUCUAGUAGCGAGGCGUCGACGACCGAAAAAUUUUGUUCAACCAUUGCAAGGGACCUUGUCUACUACAUUCCCCAGUUGGCACCGCACAUCGCCGAGGGUAUCAAGCGGAACCCCUCCAUCAUGCGAAGUUCGUUUCUAGAACAGUUCCAGACCCUCGUCAUCGACCCCCUAAACCUUCAGCAGGAGCGCGUCAUCCUCGUUCUCGACGCACUCGAUGAAUGCAGGUCUGCAUCGCAGAGACGAGAGCUUGUCCAAACUAUUUCGACUGCUGUUCGAGGCAGCAAGAAUCUCAAGAUAUUCAUGACGAGUCGACCGGACCCCGUCAUUCAGGCGGUCCUCGGAUCCCUCUCGAUCAAAUCCAAGUUGGAGGAUCGCCUGCACGAUGUCAGUCAUCGUGACAAUGUCGAUGAUAUUGCGGUCUACAUACAUCGAACGCUAGAUGGAGUGUUGCCGGAGGACAAGAGGCAACGAUUGAUCGAAAAAGCGAACGGAUUGUUCAUUUGGGCGAGCACUGCAUGCCGGAUGCUCACCAAUGAAACCACUCUCAACACUCCUGAGAACACAUAUGAUCAGCUGGUAUCUUUGGAUCGACCUGGAGCUAUAGACGAAGUGUAUAGGCUCGUCUUGGAGCGCAUAGACGCGGAUUCUCGCCGGGUUAUGUGUCAAAUGCUUGCUAUGGUACUUGUAGCGUUCGAGCCGCUGACCGUAGACGAUUUGGACGACCGUCUAAAACUUGCUGGAAUUCAAGGUAGUGGUAAAGCGUUGGUGCAGAAUCUGGGGAGCGUACUUAGCGUGGACCCACGUACAAAUCUGAUUCAAUUCCGCCAUCCCACACUCGUGGAGUACCUUCGACGUUGCUCCGUCCCGACUGUCAACAACCGCCAUAACGUCUUCAUCGACGUAGCCAAUGCACAUGGUCAAGCGGCAUUGUGGUGUCUCAAACGCCUCAGGUCCCCGACUGAUGGCCUGAAGUUCAACGUCUGUCAAAUUGAGUCAUCUUUCUACCUCAAUAGACAGCUCCCGGACCUUGAGGCCAGAGUCUCAAAGUUUAUUUCAAAAAGACUCCGAUAUGCCAGCUCCCAUUGGUUGUUUCAUGUAUCGGAAACCAGCGACAACUGGCGACGUGCGUUCAAAAGCGAACUUCUAUGGAUUAUUCAAAGCCCAUAUGUGUUUUAUUGGAUGGAGAUUCUGAGCUUCACUGGAGGAGUGUUGCGAGCGAUCGCCGGUCUUCAAGCUGCGAUAGGUCAAGCUGGAUUUGAAGAGGAUAUUAUAGGUAGAAUCAUUGAGAUCCGGCGGUUUUUGAUAGUAUUUUCGGUGCCGAUCCAGGACAGCGCUCCACAUAUCUACAUCUCGGCGCUUCCAUUUACUCCCACAAAUUCGAUCCUACAUAGGCUGGAGGAGACCUACCCGGUGCUUCCUAGAACUCUGCAAGGACACAAGGGCAGGGUGCAUGCUGUUGCAUUUUCGCCAGACGGCUCGCGAAUUGUCUCUGGCUCGGAGGACAGCACAAUACGACAAUGGGAUGCAGAGACCGGUAAGCCAUUGGGAAGGCCACUCAGAAGUCAUGAACGCUCUGUGAACGCCGUCGCAUUCUCACCAACCGGCUCACAAUUUGUCUCUGGUUCGUCGGACAAUACUAUCCGACUGUGGGAUACAAGUAGCGGUCAGCUUCUGGGAGAGCCGCUUCAAGGUCACGAAGCGUCGGUCAUCACUGUUGCAUUCUCGCCAGACGGGUCUCGAAUCGCCUCUGGAUCCGACGAUAGUGUGAUUCGAUUAUGGGACGCUAACACUGGUCAUCAUCUCGGAGACCCAUUACGAGGUCAUGGGGGGUCCGUCUUAGCCCUGGCGUUUUCGCCAGAUGGUUCACGAAUCGUCUCAAGCUCGGGAGACCGGACGGUUCGGCUGUGGGACCCAAAUAUCGGUCGCGGUCUAGGUACUAUAUUUGAAAGUGACAGUGCCAUUGUUUGCGCUGUUGCGUACUCACCAGACGGCUCACGGAUUGCCUCGGGUUCGGAGGACUCGUUAGUUCGUCUGUGGGAUGCGAAUAGUGGACUAUUACUGGGAGUGCCAUUCCAACCUCACUUCUAUUGCAUCUAUGCCAUCACAUUCUCCCCAGAUGGCUCUAGAAUUGUCACUGGCUCCCAUGACUAUACGCUAGGCCUAUUGGAUGCAAAUACUGGUCAGUUAAUAGCAAUGCUGCGCGGCCACGAAGGCAGAGUCGUAGCGGUAGGAUACUCGCCCGACGGCUCACGGAUCAUCUCCGGCUCAUGGGACACAACGAUUCGACUCUGGGACGCAGAUACUGGUCAGCCUUUGGGCACACUCAACAGUCAUCAAUACGGCGUGGCGGCCGUCACAUUCUCACCAGACGGGGAACGGAUCCUGUCUGGCUCACGAGACAAGACUCUCCGACUAUGGGAUACAGCUACCGGUCAACCGCUGGGAGAAUCGCUUCAAGGUCACGAAGAUCCAAUUUUGGCCCUCGCAUUCUCACCCGAUGGCUCGCGAAUUGUCUCUGGCUCGCAAGACAACACAAUUCGUCUGUGGGAUGCAAAUAAAGGACAACAAUUAGGAGAAUCACUAUUAGGCCACAAAAUGCCGAUCACGGCCGUCGCAUUUUCCCCAGAUGGCUCACAAAUUGUCUCCGGCUCGGAUGAUAAUACAAUUCAACUAUGGGACGCCCAAGUUGGCCAGCCAUUGGGUGAGCCUCUAAAAGGUCAUGAGGGCUCCGUCUUAGCCAUUGCGUUCUCGCCAGAUGGCUCACAAAUCAUCUCUGGCUCAUCGGACAAAACCAUCCGCCUGUGGGAUGCACUCACUGGUCAGCCGCUGAGUGAGCCAUUGAGAGGCCAUGAAGGGGAGGUUAGUGCAGUCGGAUUCUCACCAGACGGCUCCCAGAUCGUUUCUGGCUCUUCUGACCACACCAUUCGACUGUGGGACACAGCCACUGGUGAACCGUUGGGAAUCCCACUCCGAGGUCAUACAUCCUCCGUCACGGCUGUUGGAUUCUCGCCGGAUGGUUCGCAGGUUGUCUCUGGCUCAAUUGACCACACAAUUCGAAAAUGGUCCGCAUAUACUGGUCAGCAGUUGGGGCAGCCACUCCGAGGUCACGACGACGCAGUGUGGGCUGUCGCGUUCUCACCGGAUGGUUCACUCAUCGUCUCUGGCGCGGAGGACGGUACAAUUCGCCUGUGGGACGCAAAAAUUGGACUUUGGGAUGCAAAGAUUGGCCCAAUGUUGGGAUGGCCACUUCAUGGUCACACAUCUUACGUUUGCGCUGUCACAUUCUCUCCAGAUAGUUCACGAAUCGCGUCUAGCUCCUUUGACAAGACAAUUCUCUUGUGGGAUGCAGAAACAGAACAGCCAUUAGGAGAAGCUCUCCGUGGUCACCAAUCCUAUGUGUACUCUGUUGCCUUCUCUCCAGAUGGCUUACAAGUCGUUUCUUGCUCUGAAGAUACAACAAUUCGAUUGUGGGAUGCAAUGACCGGCCGACAGCUGGGAAGGCCACUCCGAGGCCACACAUCAUCUGUUUAUACUGUUGCAUUCUCACCAGACGGUUCACAGAUCGUCUCCGGCUCGUCGGACCGGACUGUUCGAUUGUGGGAUGCAAAGACUGGCCAGUCGUUGGGAAAGCCACUUCGAGGUCACACAGACUUGAUACUCUCUGUCUCAUUCUCACCAGGAAAUUCACACAUCGUCUCGGGGUCCUGUGAUAAGACCAUUCGAAUUUGGGAUGCUGACACUGGAUGGCCUUUGGAUGCACCCCUCCGAGAACAUUUUCUACCGAUUAAUGACGUCGCAUUUUCACAAGACGGUUCUCGGAUUGUCUCAUGCUCGGACACCCGGGCACUUAUCCUGUGGGAUACUAUGACUAGACGGCGGUUGGGCGAAGAACUCUUUGGCCACCAUUCCUCCGUCCAUGCUGUUGCCUUCUCACCAGACAGUUCGCGAAUUGUCUCUGGUUCAUCAGACUGUACUAUUCGAUUGUGGGACGCAAAAUCAGGCGAGCCGUUGGGAGAGCCAGUUCGAGGUCACGAAGACUGGGUCUCAUCUGUCGUAUUCUCGCCAGAUGGCUCAAGAGUUGCCUCUGGGUCCCGCGAUACGACGAUUCGACUCUGGGAGACAUCCGGUGGGUGCCGCUCCAACCUUGUGGCUUGA
Serendipita indica DSM 11827 is the source of this 4992-nucleotide messenger RNA. NCBI's taxonomy places the organism in Eukaryota, Fungi, Basidiomycota, Agaricomycetes, Sebacinales, Serendipitaceae. The record is from the annotation of a GenBank genome assembly.